AUGGACUUGUUUGACAGCCCUGAGUUCGGUGAUGGAUUUAAGUCCCUCCAAAAUCUAACCGUAUUAAAAUUUAGGAGGUGUUACUUGAGAUUCGGCAAAAUAUCAAAUGAAACUUUCAGAAAUUUUCCUACGAAACUAAGAGAGUUAUAUAUUACUCGUUGUCAUCAUUUCUUUCACAUAGACAAAGGAAUGCUUCAGUAUUUUCCUGAAUUGAAAAUUUUGGACCUGUCUCGUUCAUAUAUUCAUCUGUACCAGGCACUGAAUAUAUUUUAUCCUUAUCAAAACAAAAACAUGUCUGUUAUCAAUUUUCACCAUAUAAGCGACAAAAGUAUAAAUAAUGACAAAUUUCCGUAUUCUGUAAUAAUUACAAAAGAACUAAUGAGAUAUUUAAGCUCUAUUUGCAUUGAGGCUUUAGAUUUGUCAGCAACAGGCAUCGUAGAUAAUGAGUUUUAUUCAUUGUUUUCAUUCCAAUACCCUGAGUGCUUCAAAACAUUUAUCAUAUCUGCGAACAGAUUGCCGUCUACGACUUUAGAACACUAUAUGCAAACAGUUGUUUUCUUAACAAAAGCUACGAAUAUUAAAACCUAUGAUAUGUCUUAUCUUCCUGGACAAAUUGUUAAACCCUUAUAUCUUGAUGUAUAUCAUCCCGAAAAGAUCCUUGAAAAUCAAGAAAAACAACACAAUUUUCCGAAGUCUUUUCAUGUAAAUAUAAACUUACCGCCCUCACUGGAAUUUGUCCGCUUUACUCAUAUAACGAUAGUGUCUGCUUCUGUAUCAUUGACAUGCAAAAAUGCAUCGCUAAAAUAUUUUGAUGUUUCAUAUAGUGUUUUUGAACAGUAUUCAAAUGUGUCACAUGAAUGUGGAAAAGAACUUAGAUAUUUAGAUGUUUCCGGGUUAUCUUCAACAAUGAUGUUCCAGUCCGUGUCCCUACCGAAACUCACUACAUUGAAAAUGACUCAUGCCAGCAUUGACAGAAGUAUAAUUUAA
Messenger RNA from Mytilus californianus (California mussel), 987 nucleotides. RefSeq lists its product as uncharacterized. The record is from RefSeq and is a predicted model, not a curated record. NCBI's taxonomy places the organism in Eukaryota, Metazoa, Mollusca, Bivalvia, Mytilida, Mytilidae. The coding region runs from base 1 to 987 and encodes 328 amino acids. The transcript has a single exon.